Molecule: messenger RNA, 2358 nt
Organism: Aegilops tauschii subsp. strangulata
Lineage: Eukaryota; Viridiplantae; Streptophyta; Magnoliopsida; Poales; Poaceae
Cellular component (GO): membrane
Source: RefSeq, a predicted model, not a curated record
UCUUUCUCCCCCGCCACUUCUCCGGGGACACAAAAGAGACCUCGCUCGAUCUCCCGUGCCGUGCCCCCCACCCCGCCUCCACGCGGCGCCGAGAAGCUUCCGGAGCCAGCCGGACUCCUCGCCCCCACCGCCACCGCCCCGCCCCGCCCCGCCCCGAACCCUCCGCCGCACCCCCUCCUCCCGGCCGGCGCGGCGCCGCGGCUAGGCCGAGGCGGAGGGCGGCGAGAUGUGGGUCUUCUACCUGAUAUCGCUGCCCCUGACGCUGGGCAUGGUCGUCGUCACGCUGCGCUACUUCGCCGGCCCCGGCGUGCCGCGCUACGUCCAGGCCACCGUCGGCUACGCCUGGUUCUGCUCCCUCUCCGUCAUCAUCCUCGUCCCCGCCGACAUCUGGACGACAUUAACUGGCUUUGAUAAAGGUGGAAUUGGCUUCUUUUGGGGCUGGUCUUAUUGGAGCACAUUUAUCCUAACAUGGGCUGUAGUUCCUACUAUUCAAGGCUAUGAAGAUGCUGGAGAUUUCACUGUUAGAGAAAGGCUAAAAACUAGUAUUCACAUGAACCUGCUCUUUUAUUCAAUUGUGGGAGCUAUUGGCCUCUUUGGACUCAUACUGCUUUUAGUCAUGCAUAGAGCUUGGGAUGGAGGUCUUGUGGGCUUUUUAAUGGCUUGCUCAAAUACCUUUGGACUGGUGACUGGUGCUUUUCUUCUUGGUUUUGGAUUGAGUGAAAUUCCAAGAAACAUUUGGAAAAACGCAGACUGGACUCACCGCCAAAAAGUACUUUCUCAUAGAGUUGCCAAGAUGGCCGUGAAGCUUGAUAAUGCUCAUCAAGAGUAUUCAAAUUCAAUUGUUGUUGCUCAAGCCACUUCAAAUCAAAUGUCAAAGCGUGAUCUCUUAAGACCUUAUAUGGAUAUUAUUGACCGAAUGGUUGCUCAAAUGCUGCGGGAUGACCCAUCUUUUAAGCCUUCUGGUGGCAGAUUAGGCGAAAAUGAUAUGGACUAUGAUACAGAUGAUAAAACAAUGGCCACUCUCCGACGUCAGCUUAGGAUGGCCCAUGAGGAGUAUUAUCGGUGUAAAAGUGAAUAUAUGACUUAUGUCAUGGAAGCUCUCGAUCUAGAGGACACUAUUAAAAAUUAUGAACAUCGUGAUGCAAAUGGAUGGAAAUAUGUAUCGAGUUUUAGGGAGAGUCGGUCAGGCACACUGGGAUCCCUUUUGGACACUAUGGAGUUCAUUUGGCGUUGUAUACUGAGAAAGCAGCUUCAGAAAGCACUGGCUGUUAUUCUCGGCUGCAUGUCAGCUGCUAUACUGUUGGCUGAAGCUACUUUGCUGCCAGGUGGUGUUGAUUUAUCACUUUUUUCCAUUCUUGUAAAAUCCGUCGGAAAGCAGGAGGUUCUAGUCCAGGUUGCUGCAUUUGUCCCUUUGAUGUAUAUGUGUAUAUGCACAUACUAUUCGCUAUUUCAGAUUGGGAUGUUAAUGUUUUAUUCUCUGACUCCACGGCAAACAAGUUCUGUCAGUUUGCUUAUGAUCUGUUCGAUGGUUGCAAGAUAUGCACCUCCCAUUUCUUAUAAUUUCCUGAAUCUCAUUCGCCUUGGUGGUAAUGUUAAAACUACUUUUGAGAAGAGAAUGGGGAACAUAGAUGACGCAGUUCCUUUCUUUGGAAGACGUUUCAACAGGAUCUACCCACUAAUUAUGGUUGUUUAUACACUACUUGUUGCUAGUAACUUCUUUGGACGUGUGAUUGACUAUUUUGGAAGCUGGAAAAUGUUUAAGUUCCAGCGUGAAGAAGAACAUAUGGAUGGUUUUGAUCCGUCUGGAAUUAUUAUUCUGCAAAAAGAGAGAUCUUGGAUUGAGCAAGGAUAUAAAGUUGGCGAGCAGGUUAUUCCAUUGGCAAGAUUCAAUGGCGCGAGCACAGAUGUUGAAUCUGGAAAGAUUGAAGAUACAGUGGAGAUGAAAGCGGGGACAACUUCUUCGAGAGUUGAUGGAAGAGCCGGUCAAUCUAAAUAUAUUCACAACAGGGAAAUGAUUUCCAACAAGUAUUCAUCUGUUAGAGAUCAGAGUCGGCAGGCAACAAAGCCAGUGAAAAAGGAAACUCUGUCGACAUCUGCAUCUCUGCUUGAAGAAGGGAAUUCUGAAAAUCGCUCGGCUGCUGGAAUCUCCCAAACAUGGGCUUCAGUGAAGAAUGGUUUUCAGAACUUCAAAGCGAAUAUGGGUGCCAAGAAGUUCACUCCUUUGCGCCAGGAUCCAGGAUUUGCUCCUCAUUCGAACGUCUCUUCGCCUGAAUCUCUCGAUGACAUCUUCCAAAGGAUAAAACGGCGCUCCGGAGAAUCACCCGUAGAUUACCUUGAUGAUGAUGACGACGACGAUGA